Aspergillus oryzae RIB40 is the source of this 642-nucleotide messenger RNA. RefSeq lists its product as uncharacterized. The coding region runs from base 1 to 642 and encodes 213 amino acids. The record is from RefSeq and is a predicted model, not a curated record. The transcript has 2 exons. Lineage: Eukaryota; Fungi; Ascomycota; Eurotiomycetes; Eurotiales; Aspergillaceae.
AUGACUACCGGCUUCGCUGUCCGUAAGAACGGAUCCUGCCUUCGAACCGAGACUGACUGUGGUGAAACAGUCGGCGGGUUUCGCGGCUGCUGCCCGGGAGGUACAUUCUGCCCUCACGCCUACAACAUCGAUUGUUGCCCAGCCGGUAAAAAUUGCACAGAGUCGUUGGUGCAGGAACCGAGGUGUGCGAAUGCAACAUGGGAUCUGUAUGACAAUGGAGGGUACUUUUGCUGUCCACACGACACGAUAGGAUUCGCGCUGGCAGGACAAUAUGAUGGUUGUGCCGGCACGGGUUACUCAUUUGGUGAUCAGGAUACAAGGCUAGAGGUCAUCUCUUCAGGGACUGCUACUCAGACAUCCUCCCCGUCGUCGUCGUCAGGUGUAGAUAAGGGUGCAGUUGCAGGUGGUGUCAUCGGCGGCGUCGCCGGUGUAGCCCUCAUUGCAGCCUUUGUUUGGCUAUUCAUGAGGCGCCGGUCACGGCCCCAGCCAGCGGCUUUACAAGACGGGAACACGCCGAUUCAUGAUUACAAAUACGUGUCAAGUCAGCCCGUCGAAGUGGAUGGGCAGGGAUACCGAUAUGAGCUGGAGAGUCGGCCUAAUGCUCCAGUUCACGAGUUACCGGCACAGCUCCCAGGCCGGUGA